UCUUCUCACUUCCUCUGCUCCACACUUGCACUGAAACUCAACCGUCUCGUCAUGGCAGCGCCACAGACUUUCUCACUCCUCGCUUUUGUUUUCUCUCUCCUCGCCGUCGCUUUCACCGUACGCGGCCACAACAUUACUCAGAUACUCGCCGAUUCCCCGGAAUACUCCUCCUUCAACAGCUACCUUUCUCAGACGAAGCUCGCCGACGAAAUCAACAGCCGGACGACGAUCACCCUCCUCGUCCUCAACAAUGGCGCAAUGUCUUCUCUCGCCGGAAAACAUCCACUCUCCGUCAUUAAAAACGCUCUAAGUCUCCUCGUCCUCCUCGAUUACUACGAUCCCCAAAAACUCCACAAGAUCUCAAAAGGCACAACUCUCUCCACCACGCUCUACCAAACCACCGGAAACGCUCCCGGAAACCUAGGAUUCGUCAAUAUCACCGAUCUUAAAGGAGGCAAAGUCGGAUUUGGCUCCGCCGCUUCAGGUUCCAAACUCGAUUCCUCUUACACAAAAUCCGUCAAGCAAAUCCCUUACAACAUCUCCGUUCUCGAGAUCGAUGCUCCGAUCAUAGCUCCGGGAGUCUUAACGGCCCCUGCUCCUUCUUCCGCCGUGUCUAACAUCACCGGAUUGCUCGAGAAAGCCGGUUGCAAAACCUUCGCUAAUUUGCUUGCCUCGAGUGGAGUGCUCAAGACUUACGAAUCCGCCAUUGAAAAUGGGUUGACUGUUUUUGCACCGUCCGAUGAAGCUUUUAAAGCCGAAGGUGUCCCAGAUCUGACGAAGCUCACUCAAGCUGAGGUGGUCUCGCUUCUAGAGUAUCAUGCCCUCGCUGAGUACAAGCCUAAAGGCUCAUUGAAGACUAACAAGAACAAAAUCUCUACUUUAGCCACCAGCGGAGCCGGAAAAUUCGAUUUAACAACCUCAACUUCCGGCGACGAAGUUAUUCUCCACACAGGCGUUGCUCCCUCAAGACUCGCCGACACGGUGCUCGACGCGACUCCGGUCGUGAUAUUCACAGUCGACAAUGUCCUCCUCCCUACUGAGCUAUUCGGAAAAUCUCCUUCUCCGGCACCGGCGCCGGCGCCGGUUACAGCACCGACACCAUCUCCGGCGGAAGGACCUUCACCCGCUGCGGCUUCACCGCCGGCUCCCCCGACGGACGAGUCACCGGGAAGUGCUCCUUCAGACUCGCCGGCAGGUUCUGCGAACAGCAAGUCGGCUAACGCGGCGGUUGCCGUGAGCUCACCGUCGUUGUUCACCGCAUUGGUCACGCUUGCCGCCAUAGCCGUUUCUGUGUCUCUCGGCUUUUGAAAUUGAAACCUUUCGAAUCUUCGUAAUUACGCAGGCUGCCACUCCCUUUUGUUCAUUUUUAUUUAUUUUCUUCUACUUUUGUGGUUCUGUUUGUUUAGUUGAAAGCUGGGAUUAGUGAGUGAGGUUUACAUCUUUUUUAUUUAAUCACAUUUUCAUUAUCAUUUUCAGUGUUAAUCUGAUUUUCAUUGUUGAGA
Molecule: messenger RNA, 1502 nt
Organism: Eutrema salsugineum
Lineage: Eukaryota; Viridiplantae; Streptophyta; Magnoliopsida; Brassicales; Brassicaceae
Product: fasciclin-like arabinogalactan protein 8
Exons: 1
Coding region: 52-1308 (418 amino acids)
Cellular component (GO): plasma membrane
Source: RefSeq, a predicted model, not a curated record